Messenger RNA from Punica granatum (pomegranate), 2000 nucleotides. Lineage: Eukaryota; Viridiplantae; Streptophyta; Magnoliopsida; Myrtales; Lythraceae. The record is from RefSeq and is a predicted model, not a curated record.
AGCCCAACCUGUUACCUGUCUUCUUCGUCAGUCUCAUCGUCUUCUCUAAGCAAAAUAAUGUUGCCAGCUUACGACUAGUGUUUCGUCUGUAUUUCUUUCUCUCUUGGCCCAAGUCCUAAUCAUUCACACUUCUACUACUAAACUUCACUCUCUUGUCUCUCUUCCUCUAAUCCUCUUUCCUCAUCUUUGCGCCCCUCACCUCAAAGUUGAUUCAUUAAACUCUCUAUCUCAGCCUUCCAUGGAGCUCUGGUUCGUCAUCGUCAUCGCCCUCUGCCUCGCCGCCCUCAUCAAGCCCCUCCUCGGCCUCCUCUCCUCUGCCUCAUCCGCCGGCCCCAAGCUUCCCCCCGGUCCCCUCGCCUUUCCCAUCAUCGGAAAAUUCCUAUGGCUCCACAAGUCCUUCGCCGAACUCGAGCCCAUCCUCCGCUCCCUCCACUCCAAGCACGGCCCAAUGGUCACCCUCCCCAUCGGCCCCCACCCCACUGUCUUCGUCUCUUCCCGCACCCUCGCCCACCAAGCCCUCGUCCAGAACGGCGUCGCCUUCGCUGAUCGCCCCCCUGCCCUGCUCACCAGCAAGAUCGUGAGCUGCGACCAGCACAACAUCACAUCCGCCUUCUACGGCCCCACGUGGCGGGUCCUCCGCCGCAACCUGACCUCUGAGAUCCUACACCCGGCCCGUGUCAGGUCCUAUUCCCGAGCACGCAGUUGGGUCCUGGACAUCCUGCUGGACCGGCUCAGAGCUGCCGGCCCCAAGACGGCGGUGCGGACCGUGGACCACCUCCAGUACGCGAUAUUCUGCCUCCUGGUUUUGAUGUGCUUCGGGGACCGCCUCGAGGAGAGGCAGAUCAGGGAGGUGGAGGCGGUGCAGAGAGGACUGCUCCUGAGCAUAAGGCGGUUCACUGUUCUCAAUUUCUGGCCGAGGGUUGGGAAGAUUCUGCUCCGGCGACGGUGGGAGGAGUUCCAUCAGCUCCGCCGCAACCAGAAGAAUGUCCUCCUCCCCCUCAUCAGGGCUCGUUCUGGGGCCAGGGGCAAGUUCAGGGCAGAUAACAUCGACGGGGAUAAGGACCACGCCGAGCAUGUCGUGUCCUAUGUUGACACUUUACUGAACCUAGAACUGCCACCCAAGGAUGGGAAGCGGAAGCUCACCGAGGCCGAAAUAGUGAGCCUCUGCUCGGAGUUCCUCAUCAGUGGGACUGACACCACAUCCACUACCCUGCAGUGGAUCAUGGCCAACAUCGUCAAGUACCCUGAAGUUCAGGAGACCCUGUAUAGCGAGAUCAGGGCCGUGGUUGGCAUUGAGGCAGCAACCGUGGAAGAGCAAGAUCUCCAGAGGAUGCCAUACUUGAAGGCGAUGGUGCUAGAGGGGUUGAGGCGACACCCGCCUGUUCACUUUGUGCUACCCCAUUCGGUGACAGAAGACAUCGAGCUCGGCGGUUACCUGGUCCCAAAGAAGGGAUCGGUGAACUUCAUGGUGGCAGAGAUGGGGUGGGAUCCGACCAUGUGGGAGGACCCUAUGGCCUUCAAGCCUGAGAGGUUCUUGAGCAACAACUACGGAAACGGCGGAGGGGCCGAGGGUUUUGAUAUAACUGGCAGUAGGGAGAUUAAGAUGAUGCCGUUCGGGGUGGGUAGAAGGAUUUGUCCUGGGUUCGCCUUGGCUCUGCUGCACUUGGAGUACUUCGUGGCGAACUUGGUGUGGGCAUUCGAGUGGAGGGCCAUAGAGGGGGACAACGUCGACUUGUCGGAGAAGCAGGAGUUCACCAUAGUUAUGAAGAAUCCAUUGCAUGCCAUUGUCUGUCCCAGGUUGAAGUGAAGUGAAUGAAAUGCAUAUCUAUGAGCAACUCUAUUUCGAUCUUUGUAGUUAUAUAACAAUGAUUGGUUUUAAUUUUUAAUGUAUGAGCAUGUAUAUAUUUAUAGGUAAAUGUAGUUGAUCUUUCUUAGUUUUACUUUUCCUUUUGACAUCAGUGGAAAAAAAAAAGAUAUGAAUCUUUAAUUUAUGGUUGAAA